AUGUCCGACCUUUCCGCCAAUUGGAGGGACCAGAGUAUGUCCGCGUCUUCUUCCCCAAGCGAGCGCUCCAAGCUUCACGAAGAAUGCUUACGUUCGCUGUCGUACAAGACCAUGACGACAACAAGAUCUGGCAAUGUCGACAAGAAGGCCGCUGCCGCCAGCAGUAGUACAUGCACAUGGAUUUUCCAAAAUGACACGUACAAGGACUGGGCUUCUGGCCAUCGAAGCCUGCUUUGGAUCAAGGGGAAGCCGGGGUCCGGCAAGUCAACGCUGCUGCAGCGCGUCACCGAACACGUGGGCGAGCGACGGGGACUCGUCGAGGGGGCCUUGAUUCUGUCCUUUUACUUUCAUGGACGCUGUGGUGAGGGCAUCCAUAGGACAUCACUGGGCUUCUUUCGGUCGCUUCUCUAUCAGCUGCAGGAGGGGCCGGAUGCCCCCCAAGGUCUUCUAGCCAGCUACGAGGAAAAGAAGAGGAAAUUUGGGGAGCAUGGCGAGCAAUGGGAGUGGGAGCUAGGGGAACUGCGACCGGCAUUUGUGAAGGCGCUUCAGAAGGUCCUGCAAACGCACCCUGUCUACUUGUUUAUUGAUGCACUCGAUGAAGCUGGCCCAGACGAAGCUGGAUGGCUCGCUGAGGAGCUCGAGGUCAUCCUGCAGGAGCCUACUACGCCGGCUGGAAUGCAGUCGAAAGAGUUGCGGGUCGUCAGCACUUGUCGUCAAUGCCUUAGUAUCACGCUGGAAAGCACCUACUCAAUAACCCUGGAGGACCACAACACUGAGGCCAUAUCAUCUUUCGUGCAACACAACCUAUCCUCGAUUCUUGAUCCGAGUACAACAAUGAACGUCACGCAUCUAAUUGUUGAACGAGCAAAUGGCGUCUUUCUGUGGGCAAGGCUAGCUGUAGACAGGAUCCGAAAGUCCGUACUCGAAGGUACUGCGCAUUCCGAAAUCGAACAAGAGGUCUCCAACAUCCCAGAAACCCUCGAUCAAGUCUACAUGGAGCUUCUCAAUACCAUGGACUUGGAAAGCCGCAAGCUCAUCCGGUGGGUAAGCUUUGCCAUGGAACCCCUGUCCAUAGACGAAAUCCGAGCGGCAAUGGAAUUCACAACCGACUACCAGCGACUGUCAAAGCCGAGUGGUGGUGACGGUGGUGCAAUGGCACUAGACUGCGAAGAGCCCGGUGACCGAAUGAAAACACGAAUCCAAGCAUUGAGCCAUGGACUCAUAGAGGUUGCUGAUGAACACGCCGGGUCGGUCCAAUUCAUUCAUCAGUCGGUCCAGGAUUUCUUCGUCGGCAAGAAUGGCCUCCCGGAACUAAUGGACAUAGACCCAGAUGGUGAAACCAAUCAGGACUUGUUGGAAGGCAAAGCACACUACAUGCUAUGUAAAUCCUGCAUAGGAUACCUGAAUGCUUGGAAAGCCUUGAUAGAUGAAUCUGGCAAAUACAUCAACGACAUCGAGGCCAGCGCUGAGGUGGUUACUUUUCCACUGCUGCGCUAUGCCACUCUGUACUGGGUGCCGCACGUCAGAAAGAGCGAGCAGCAGGGAUACCGGCAAGACGAUCUCCUUGGUAACUUGUCAGACCAGCUUGUGCGAUACUGGGCCAUCCUCGCCUUUCGGAGCUCAUGGUACUGGCAUUGGCGCGACGUGCCCAUUGGCGGUUCGUGCCUCUUACAUGUUGCGGCCCAGUUCAACCUGACAGGCCCGCUGCAAGAUACACUCAGCAAAAAGGGGCAUGAAGUCGCCAAAAGCAGACGACUCCGGUCAUGGGAACAGAUUUUUAGAACAGGAGGCGGCGACGCUGACAUCGACGGCGCUGCUUGGGAGGACAGGAUGACGCCGCUCCUCCUGGCAGCUUCGCAUGGGCACGAGAACGCCGUCCGUCUACUGCUUACACACGGCGCCAAGGUCAACCUGGAAAAUGGAGAUGGCAAGACACCGCUGCUGGCAGCUGUCGAAUAUGGGCAUUUGGGUGUAGCGCGGCUACUACUUGAGAUAGGGGGAGCUAACCCUAAUCUUGCCAACUUUCGAUUUGGCAGGACCCCACUCGCCUUGGCCGCUGAGAGGGGGGAUCUGGAAUUGACCAAGCUCCUGGUCUCCAGGGGAGCCAAGAUCAAUCUACAGACCUUCAGGAGCACCACGCCGCUCUUGGAAGCCGCCGCGCGAGGCCACGUCGAAGUCGUGCGGUUUUUACUCGACAAAGGCGCCGACGCUGACCCUGCGGGGCACAUGGAGGCUGUCCGAAACUUAUUGUUGAACCCGAAAAGGAGCACCAAGCUUGCGCGGCUUCUGCUGCAAGACUGCUAUCAUGGCAGGGGGUCGACACCGCUCGGGAAAGCUGCCGAGGGGUUGCAUCUGGAAGUCGUCCGGCUCCUCCUGGAGAAGGGCGCCAAGUUGGAUCGCGUCGACCCAUGCUUCAUCCCCCCGCUGCUCUCUUUGGCUGCCUCAAGAAGGGAUGAGGCGCUUCUCAGAAUGCUGCCCCGCGAACGUGAGUAG
Messenger RNA from Emericellopsis cladophorae, 2493 nucleotides. RefSeq lists its product as uncharacterized. The record is from RefSeq and is a predicted model, not a curated record. NCBI's taxonomy places the organism in Eukaryota, Fungi, Ascomycota, Sordariomycetes, Hypocreales, Bionectriaceae. Gene Ontology annotation, biological process: RNA processing. Gene Ontology annotation, molecular function: RNA binding; protein binding; RNA nuclease activity. The coding region runs from base 1 to 2493 and encodes 830 amino acids. The transcript has a single exon.